Molecule: messenger RNA, 933 nt
Organism: Spinacia oleracea (spinach)
Lineage: Eukaryota; Viridiplantae; Streptophyta; Magnoliopsida; Caryophyllales; Amaranthaceae
Exons: 3
Coding region: 1-933 (310 amino acids)
Source: RefSeq, a predicted model, not a curated record
AUGGCAGAAGUUCUGGACGAAGCCGAGGCCUUCAUACAUGCCACAGAGAUAUGUAGUGUGUCCAAAAAUGGAAAGAGUAGAGAGGCGACGGACUCAUCUGGGAAGAAAGAAAGGACUAAUAGGAAGGUCAAGCGGGUCAACGUGGACGUGGGGACCAGUUUCGACCUCGAGCUACCCUUCCCAAUGAAAUCUCCUGUUGAGAAUCGAGAUCCCAAGCUGUACUGCCAGUUCCACGAGGAUAUAGGUCAUGAUACCAAAGAUUGUAGAAGUCUGAAAAGGGCCCUGGAUGGUCUAACUUCCAAAGGGCACUUAAAAAACUACCUUCAAAGAAGCACUCACGGCACAGGAAAAAGCCAAUACAAGAAAAAAAAUUCACCCGUCUCAGCCGCAGAGGGAAACCACAGCGAAGGGAGGUUCGUAGCCGUCAUAUCGGGGGGACCUGCCGCUGGAGGACCCACCAUGAGGGGACAGAAAGAUUAUGCCCGUCGACUAGGUCAAGUGAUGCUGUCAGGAAAGUCACCAAUGGAUCCAUUCCCUCGGAUAGAAAUAUGUGAAUCAGAUGGAGGACGCGUAGCCACCCCACAUGACGAUCCUCUCGUCGUCGAAAUAAAGAUCUCCAACAUGAGGGUGAAACGCAUAUUGAUAGAUACAGGGAGUUCGUCUGAUAUAAUGAGCAUGGAGUGCCUAAGCCGUCUAGCUCACGAUCCUAAGGCCAUUGAAAGCAUCCACUAUCCUAUCAUCGGUUUCAAAGGAAGCACCAUACAUCCCGUAGGCGUCAUAACACUACCAGUGCGGAUAGGAGGACGCAAUGACGGAAGAAAGAUGGAUGUGGAUUUCUUAAUUGUCAAGGACUUAACAGCAUACAAUAUAAAAGCAGUGGUCGUUACUCAUCUAAUGCUUCUAAAGAACGUAUGUGACGACGGAGCAAUAUGA